AUGAAGUAAACAACACUUACAAGAUUCUUAACUUAAUCAUAGAAAAAGAAUGAAACAGCGAGCUUAAAUAAAAAUAAAGCGUCAAAUUCGGAUACUUUAGUAGAAGAAAAAAAGAUUGAAAUUUAAUAUAUCAAACCGGCUGCUACAAUAAUUAAAGAAGAAGAAAUAAAAGUAAUAAAAUAAAAAUAAAAUGAAUAUAUACAAGAAAAGCCAUAAGAAUUAAGCAGAUUAAAAAGAAAUAACAUUGUAGAUAGUGAUGAAGAAUAAGAAAAAAUAAAGAUUGAUUGUGAUUAGUUUAAAAUUGAUAAAUUUUCUUUUGUAGGUUCUUAAGAGAAAAAUAAAGAGAAAAAAUCUUUAGCUGUUUUUGUAAAAGAAGAUAAUAAAAAGAAUAAUACUAAAACAUCCUAAAAAGGGAAAAAAUCUGAAUAUGAUAAAUCCGGGAAAACUUUAAAAUAAUCAGCAAAAUUAGAAGAGGAAGAAAUUGAUAAUUCUUAAGAAAAUAAAUAAGGUAAUUUAGAUUUCAAGCAUCCAACAGAUAAAAUAAAUGUUUAUGAAGAGUUUGAUGAUGUGACUCCAAAAUGGGCAUCUAUCGGUUAAUCAAGAGAUAAAAAUGGAAUACUUCAUGGAACUUAAGAUGCAGAUCCAACUACUCUUUUAAUACCUUAAAUUGAAUUUAAUAAAUUAACUAAAUGUAUGCAAUAGUUUUGGAAAUAUAAGAGUGAGAAUUUUGAUAAGAUCAUAUUUUUUAAAUUGGGAAAAUUUUAUGAGUUAUUUUAUGAAGAUGCAUAUAUUGGAAAUAAAUAUUUAGAUUUGAAUUGGAUGGGAAGAAAGAUGUAAUAAAUUUUAUUAUUAUUUUAGGCAUACAGGAUUUCCAGAAAAGGCAGUACAUAAAUAUAAGGCACUUUUAUUAGAUUUUGGAUAUAAAGUUGUAAUAGUAGAUUAAACAGAGACACCAGAAUAGAUGAAUUAAAGAGUAACUUAAAAUAAGAAAGCUGGAACUGGUAAUACAGAUAAAAUAGUUCAAAGAUCAAUAAGUGAAAUUUUAACUAAAGGAACAUAUUUAUAUGAAGAAGGAGAAUCAUAAAUGAAUCUUGAUGAAAAGGUUUUACUUGUUAUAAGAAAAAAAAUAAUAUCUAAUACAAUAGAGGAAUAUGGGAUUGCCAUAUUUGAAAGAUAAACAAAUAUAAUAUCUCUUGCAUUUAUUGAAAACAGUGAUAAAAAUUAUGAAACUCUGAAAACCUUAUUACUUCAUAUGAGACCAGUUGAAACAGUAAUUGAUUAACAUAAUCUACCUUCUCAUGAUCCAAUAACUAAAAUGAUAUCUGGAUCUGUAUUAAAAAGUGUUAUUUCACAUUUAACAGCUUCAAAUGAUAAUUGGGAUGAAAAAAAAGCAUUAUUUAGACUUGAACAAUUCUAUAAAGAUAAAUUUCCUACGGCUAUUAAUUUUUAUAAAAAUAAUUAAGUUGUACUUUAAGCUUUAAAUGGAUUGUUUUCUUAUUUAAAUUAAAUUUUAAUUUUAGAUCGUGUUUUGGGAUGUGCAAGAUUCAAAUUAUAUGAUGAAGAAUUCUCACUUUAAUAAUGUAUGAUUUUAGAUAGUUAAGCUAUAGUAAAUAUUAUUUUUAUUAUUUUAGUAUCAUUUAGAAAUUCUAUAAACAUAAACAAGCGCAGAUAAAAAAGAUUACUCUUUAUUUGGUGUUAUUAAUAAAACUGUCACUCCAGGUGGUCAUCGUUUAUUAAGAAAAUGGAUUUGUGCACCUCUAUUUUAAAUGGACCAAAUUAAAGAAAGAUAAACUAUGAUUUGUGAUAUCAGCAAAUUUAGAAAGGAAAGAGAUUUAUUUAGAUAAAGUAUUAAACUAUUCCCUGAUUUUGAAAGAAGAUGUAGUAGAAUUUAUGAAUAUUCAAUCAAAACAGAAAGUAAAGCAGUAUUUUAUGAAAAUUUAUCUGAAUAACGUCUUAAAGAAUUUAAAACUCUAACAAAAGCAUUAAGACUUGCUUAAGAGGAAAUAACAUUAUUUGGUUAAUUUUAAAUAAACUUUAGAAGUGAAAAAUUAAAAAAAAUGUUGACUUUUGAAGCUGAUGGUGGCUUACUUCCUAAUGUUAAAGAAUAAUUAGAUGAGUUUGAAUAAUAUAUUAUAUGGGAAAAAGAAAAAGAUAAAGAAAUUCCUAAACCUGUUACAGGUGUAAUAGAAAGUUAUGAUUAAUCUGUUGCAGAAGUUUAAUUAGUUGAAUAAAAACUUGAUGAUUAUCUUUUAAAAAUUAAAAAAAUGUUUAAUAAAAACAAUAAAGACAUUCAAUAUGUACAUACAAAAUUUAGAUAUGAAAUUGAAAUUCCUGAUGAAUUAGUUUAAAAGUCUAAACCUGAAGAUUUUGAAUUCACUUCUUCAAGAUAAGGAUACAAAAGAUAUAUAAAUUAAGAUAUUAAAGACUUAGUAUCUGAAUUAGAAUAGGCAGAAGAAUUAAAAAAGUAAUAAUUAACUGUCUUUGGUAAUUUUAUAUUCAAGCAUUUUUAAUAGAAUCAAUAUGUUUGGGAUUCUCUUAUUAAAAUAAUAAAUGAAUUAGAUGCUUUAUGUUCUUUGAGUGUUUUUGGAGAUACAUCAGAAGGAAAAAUGACAUUACCUAAAUUUACAAAUGAAAAAAUUAAAUUAGUUAUUAAAGAAGGAAAACAUCCAUGUUUAACUAACAUUAAUUUUGUUUCUAAUUCUAUAGAUAUGGGGGAUAAACUUUGUAAAUUUUAAUUAUUGACUGGCCCUAAUAUGGGAGGUAAAAGCACAACUUUAAGAAUGGUUUGUGUACUUGCCAUUUUAGCUUAACUUGGAUGUUUAGUUCCUUGUGAAGAAAUGGAACUUUCUCCUAUUGAUAGAAUAUUUACAAGAAUUGGAGCCAAAGAUUAUUUAAUGGAAGGAAAAUCUACAUUUUAUGUUGAAUUAGAAGAAACAUUAAUACCAUUAAAAUAUGGAACCAAAAAUUCAUUAUUUAUUACUGAUGAACUUGGAAGAGGAACAUCAACAUAUGAUGGAGUAGCUAUAGCAUCUGCUGUUAUGAAUUAUCUAAUUAAAAAAAUAUAGUGUAGAGUGUUAUUUGCAACUCAUUUUAGAAUAUUAGUUGAAGAAGCCAAAUUAAUUAGUGAUGUAACAAAUGUUCAUAUGGCUUGCUAUAUUUAAGAUGGCAAAGUCAUUUUUCUUUAUAGAUUAAAGGAGGGAGCAUGUGAAGCCUCUUUUGGAAUAAAUGUUGCUAAAGUAGUAGGAAUUGAACAUUCCAUAAUAUCCAAAGCUGAAGAAAUGGCAAACUUUUUUGAAAAUAAAGUUCAAAAAAAUACUGAACAAACUUUACAAAAAUUUAAUUAAAUAAUAAAAGAAUAUGAGAUUAUUUGA
This is a messenger RNA of Paramecium sonneborni, 3371 nucleotides long. Lineage: Eukaryota; Ciliophora; Oligohymenophorea; Peniculida; Parameciidae. The record is from the annotation of a GenBank genome assembly.